AUGCGUCGUGUGUGUUUGUCGAAACGCACUCAAGUGGGAACAGUUCCACAGUUGGCCUUGCGCUUUAACAAUAACAACAACAACAGCAGCAGCAGCAACAACCAUAGUAACAGUGGUAAUACUGUGGGUGUGGAACUGCCCGAUCCACCAUAUGCUUUGCCUACAUCCUCUCGAUUUGAUGCUGAAAGAGGUGGUAUGUUUGAUAAGAAUUGGUUACUGCAGCUUCCAAAACAGAAACCACUACUGCGCAAUAGUGUGUAUUUACCAAGUAAGGAAGAACUAUGGAGAACACCAGCGUAUCAAGGACUGGAGAUCAUAGCGGAAAGUCUUCCAUACCAUGACGUUCUUCGUUACAUCAUGGAACACAAUUUCUUUUUCUUAUUUAAAACACUCCUCAAAUCACGUGAUGCACCACUCCCACAUGUGAUGUAUGAGGAUUUCAUGAAAUGCCGAACCUUUUCAUCAUUGCAGAAUCCACCUGAAGAACAGUUUGCGUUAUCACCCACGCUACUCCGUUCACUCCUCUGUAUGGCAGCACAUCAAUGUAUUCUCGAUCCACAUUACUUCACCACAUGCCAAAUGCUCUUUCGACGUAUAGAACAACAACAGAGUGUUUCAUCGGAGGUGUUGUCAGCAUGGGUGUACUGUUGUGCCGCUAGUGGAAAAGUGGAUGAUGCACUCACAUACGCCAAAUAUAUGGCAGAUCACGAUAUCCCGUUUGACGAAACGGUCUUUUCUCUCAUGCAACAUCCCUCUAUUGAUCCUGUGGCAGCAGAGCACAAUGCUGUAUCGCACGCUGCAAAGGGUCUCUUGCUGCAGCGUCGUCUGAGUGGUCGCUUACAUACAGUCUACCGCAGUGAUAGUGUGGCCGCACACGGUAUGUUUGUCUUCUAUGCAUUGACAUUAAGUCACGCCAAAAAAUGGGAAGUAAUUCGCGCUGCAGCUUCACUUGGUGUGGGACUCACAGAGCGGACUCUCUCAUUAGCGGUUGAAGUGUACGCCCGUGAAAAGGGAUUACGCUGCGGCCCAAAGACCGUGAAAGCCUUUUCUCUCUUUCUUGCGCGUGAUGGAACGGUAGGAAAUCUUCUCUAUGUACUUCUCCGUACGAGAAAGAAUGAACUGUUACCAGACUUUCAGGGAUUAGCAAAGACCGCCUUUAGUGUAGAGGAACAGAAAGAAAUACUACACUGUGUGGAGUAUAGGGCGCGGCGUGAUGAAGGCUUUGCGGCCGCACGUUCGCUUCUCUCCACACUCGUAGGGGAGGAUGAACCACAUGAGCUCUUUCGCGCCCUCUCACACACUGUGCGGGCAAACAACAGCUCUGGUACAGCAGAUGUGGGUGAGAGUGAUGAGAGUUCCAACAUGAAUGCAGUGGUAACAUCUGUACAAUCAAUAUUGCGGGAUGUGGAUACAUUAGAUAAGGCAAGUAGUAAGGCAUCAACAACACCAACAACAUCAGUUGCUGCUGGACGUGGGGUUGAAAAGACUGGGGAGUAUCGUUUCACCGUGAAGGAUGAAAAUGUACUGCAAGAGGAACUGGAAAAAUUGUAUGAUUGUAAUCUCCCAACUUCUAUGCGUGAACUUGCGCAAAUGCACAUUCUUGAGGAGGCAGAACUCGCGGAAAGAGUUAAACGACUUUCUGAAGCGUGGGUGAAUCCCGAUAGUUUAUAG
Molecule: messenger RNA, 1671 nt
Organism: Trypanosoma theileri
Lineage: Eukaryota; Euglenozoa; Kinetoplastea; Trypanosomatida; Trypanosomatidae
Exons: 1
Coding region: 1-1671 (556 amino acids)
Source: RefSeq, a predicted model, not a curated record